GGAGAGGAGAGGAGAGGCCUCGUAGCAUGACAACAAGAAGGACACGCCAACAGAUCAUCCAUGCAGUGGUAGCUCCAUCACUUCCUGAUUCUAAUUCCCUAUUAUAUUUCCAGAACUAUAGGACAAUACACAACACUACGCUGUGGGUAGGCCACAGAAUUUAAAAAGAAUGACCUUUCUGUGUUUGUGUGUGUCUGGGGAAAAAAAAGAAGCUGUUUUUCUCUUCCAAAAGUUCAUCAUAAAUGAGAGGGCUGGUUGAAUAUGUCUAAUCGUGUUAGUGUAGCUGACUAUUCAUUGUCAAGAAAAGCAGAUUUUUCUCUUCACUGUUGCACAAGUGUCAGCUAGGCAGGAAGGGUGUGAGUGUCGAGUGGUUUCCUCUCUACUAUCUGUUGAUGAGAAACAGAAGUAGGCGAGAGAGGGGUGUGAAAGGCGUUUUCUCACUAGGUUUUUGUGGUAGACAAGAGAAGCCUACACCAAUCUUGAUGUGAAUGACAAAUGCCAAUGUACCAGGCAUUUUCGUGAGAGGGUGAACUGCUUCACAUUGCUAUUUUGAAGAGAAGAAAAAAUCAAAGAAAGAGAACACACGCCACUCGACCGACCAGCGCUGCAUCGCACACAACCGGAGAUAUGGUCAACAGCUCGACCGACAGUGGCUUGAAGGACCCACAUCUAACCACCAGACCAGGAUGUUUAGAUGUUCAUCCACGGCCUCCUCCCCUCCCCUGCUCUGUCUAACCCUCUGGCCCCUGUGGAGCCUCCUGAUGUCUGCCUUCUGCCACCCUCACCACAGCCCCUGCAGACUGACCCAAAAGACUGCUCUCUGUAGCAACAGUGAGCUCUCAUCUGUACCUGGGGGCCUACCUGACAGCAUAGAGGACCUCCACCUGAACCACAACCACAUUCAGAUGCUACAAGAUGACUCCCUCUCCCGCUACGUCUCCCUUCGUAGCCUAAGCUGUGCAGACAACCUCUUGGAGACGGUGGGGUCCAAGCUCUUUCACAACUCACCUCAUCUAGAGAGCCUCAAUCUAGCUGCCAAUAACCUUCACGUUGGAUACCAGCAAACUAGCCUGGCGCUGCUCACCUUGUCUAGACUCAGAGUUCUGGAUCUGUCAAAGAAUCAGCUUACAGAGGACAUGGUCUCCGUCCUCCUCCAGAACAUGACGUCCCUGGAGUACCUCCACCUUUCCAGGAACCUCCUGCUGAGGCUGGACGAAAGCUCCUUCAGCGACCUCCACCAGCUCAGAGAGCUGGACCUGCAAAGGAACAUGCUGUUUGAGAUCGACGGGUCCUUCGAUCACCUGCACAAGCUCCAGAGACUCAACCUGGCCUUCAACUACCUGCCCUGCCUGGUGCACUUCCACAUGACCCAGCUGGUGGUCCUCAACGCCAGUCACAAUGCCAUUGAGUGGUUCAUAGCCAACCAGGACCUCCAGGAAGUCUUCCAGCUGGAGACCCUGGAUCUCACAGACAACAACCUCCUCUUCUUUCCCUUUCUGCCCACCCACAGCCGCCUGAGGAACCUCCAUCUGUCCCAGAACAGGGUGAGCUUCUACGAACACCUGGCGGACACAGCUGCCUACCCCAACUGGAAGACCAGCGUCCAGUUCUACAACCUGAGGGGAAACAUGAGCAACGUCACGGCCAAGUUGUGGGACGAGAGCCUGCACGGGGACAUCUCCUCUCUAGACCUGCUGGAUCUGAGUGGAAAUCAGGUGCACUACUUCCCCCAAGGAUUCAUCAGCAAAAUGCCAAGCCUGACCAGACUCAGGAUGUGGACAAACUGUCUUGAGGUCUUGAAUCUAACUCUGGAAAAGCUGCCGGGGACGUUGUACGAGUUGGACGUGAGCAACAAUAGGUUGACAGAGCUCCAUGCCGACCAAGUUAGUUUGAGGAAGCUAGGCAACCUAAGCUUUCUGAACCUGAGCCAGAAUGACCUGCAGACUCUACCUGCUCAGCUGUUGUCUUCUCUCACCAGCAUCAUCUCUGUGGAUAUUAGCUACAACAGAGUUGGCGUGUGCCCCCUUGAAGCAGGGGGUGGGGGCAUGGGCUGGGGUAACCAAUCAGACUGUGUCGUUUGUAGAAACAUCAUUUCUCUGAGAUAUCUCUACCUAUCGGGGUGCAACCUGGGGAGGCUGUCAUCAUCAGCGUUCGUAGGGACGCCCCUAACACACCUGGAGCUGUCUAACAACCCAGAAGUCAUCAUCGGGCCCAGAUCCAUCGCAGGCCUCAGCAGAACUCUACAACAUCUAGGAUUGGGAAACACAGGCCUGAGACACUUUGACUUCUCUCCUUUCCACCACUUGAAGUCUUUGAACAUUUCCAGAAACUCUCUUACUCAGCUCCCUGCUUCACUGCAACGCCUGGAGCUGAAGCUGCUGGACCUGAGGGACAACAAACUGACCACCGUCCCCUCAGCUCAGGCUAACGUGUUAGCCACGAAACUCCACGCCGUUUUUCUCAACGGAAACACUUUCAACUGCUGCCAGUUGGACUGGUACAGGACGUUGGAGAAAACGGUCACUAUCAUGGACCUCUCAGAUAUUUCAUGUCAGGAUCUGACCAAAAGAACACACAGAGUGGUGCUUGUAGACUCCCUAAUAUGUGGCGGUAGUGAGGAGGAGUCUGUGUACUGGUACAUCCUGCUGUUUAUCGUUCCUGUUCUCUGUUUUGUUGGAAUGGCUGUUAUCUUCCUGCUCACCUUUAGGCCCAGACUGCUUCCCACAGCAGUUAGAAAUAAAUGCUGGAGUCACCUUCCCUGUGUUGUCCAAGAAAAGUCCCAAAAAGAAGACACUGGUCGUGUCCAAAUACCCAUACUAGAGAUCUAAGUAGAAGGCAUUUUAGGUAUGUGAAAAUAGAACGUUUUAUAGUAAGUGCAAUUACAACAAAAAAUAGUAUGCUUUAAAUGCCAGAAUGUUAUUUUUGAGAAAGAUAAUCCUCUUUCCAGACUCACGUGUGUUUGACAACAGCUGAUAAUGAGAUCAUUCUUUUAUUUAACUAGGCAAGUCAGUUAAGAACGAAUUCUUAUUUACAAUGACGGCCUACCCUUGCCAAUUGUGCACCGUCCUAUGAGACUCCCAAUCACAGCCAGAUGUGAUGCAGCCUGGAUUUGAACCAGGUACUGUAGUGACGCCUCUUGCACUGAGAUGCAAUGCCUUAGACCGCUGCGCCACUCGGGAGCCCAAGGGGACAUGUUGUACCAAAAUCAAAUCAAAUCGAUUUAUACAGCCCUUCUUACAUCAGCUGAUAUCUCAAAGUGCUGUACAGAAACCCAGCCUAAAACCCCAAACAGCAAGCAAUGCAGGUGUAGAAGCAUUAGGGCUGGUUGUGGUAGGGCUGGUUGUGGUAGGGCUGGUUGUGGUAGGGCUGGUUGUAGUAGGGCUGGUUGUAGUAGGGCUGGUUGUGGUAGGGCUGGUUGUGGUAGGGCUGGUUGUGGUAGGGCUGGUUGUAGUAGGGCUGGUUGUAGUAGGGCUGGUUGUAGUAGGGCUGGUUGUAGUAGGGCUGGUUGUGGUAGGGCUGGUUGUAGUAGGGCUGGUUGUAGUAGGGCUGGUUGUGGUAGGGCUGGUUGUAUUAGGGCUGGUUGUGGUAGGGCUGGUUGUAGUAGGGCUGGUUGUAGUAGGGCUGGUUGUGGUAGGGCUGGUUGUAGUAGGGCUGGUUGUAGUAGGGCUGG
Molecule: messenger RNA, 3670 nt
Organism: Oncorhynchus nerka (sockeye salmon)
Lineage: Eukaryota; Metazoa; Chordata; Actinopteri; Salmoniformes; Salmonidae
Product: transforming growth factor beta activator LRRC33-like
Exons: 4
Coding region: 687-2828 (713 amino acids)
Molecular function (GO): protein binding
Source: RefSeq, a predicted model, not a curated record